AUGUUUCGCCAUCUUAUGAGCUCCAAGGUGCGCUCUAAUGCAGGCUGCUGGACGUGUCGUCUCCGUCGCAAGAAAUGCGACGAAAAACGUCCAGUUUGCGAUUCCUGCGGGGCUCUAGAGAUCACAUGUUACUUCAGCGAUGAGAAGCCAGAAUGGAUGGAUGGCGGAUCACAGCAGAAGGCCAUGGCUGAGAAGAUCAAGGCUCAGGUCAAGAAACAAGCAAGCCAGCGUCGCGAUCGCAAGUAUAUGGAGCUGCUUGAGGUUGGCACUCGCGAUGUUACUCUCCAGUCAAAAGACCCUCAACACCAACAGCAAACUCACGAUCCUGCCAUGGCCGGUGCAUCCGACACAGACCCUGCUUCGGGUCAUGAGUUCGGAACAACUCCAGAGUCUAGCAAUACCAGUGGCGCCUCUCCUCCCGAAAUGCCCUGGCACAGUCACUUCUCAGCUCCUACCGAGGACCCUAGCAGCUCAACUGGCGCAAGUACAGAGGUCCAUUUCGUCAUGAUCUACCUCGACUAUGUCUUCCCUCAUCUAUUCCCUUUCUAUCGUCCUCCUAUCCUUGCUGGCGGCCGUGGCUGGGUAUUGGACGUUAUGCAGAGCAACAAGUCCGUCUGGCAUACGGCCAUCUCACUUACUUCAUACUUCUUCAGUAUCGUCAUGGCCAACGGCGAGAUCGAGCACACAGAGUGCACAAACCGCAUGGUUCAUCAGUUACAGUCUCAGCUGGAGAUGGGUCUAAGAGAGCUGCAGCGUGAGAUGACGGCGGUCAACCACAAAGUUUCAUGCGCAGGGGCUCGAGACAGACUUCUUGUCCUCCAGGCUAUUCUGCAAAUGCUCAUCUUUGAGGUAUCGACCAGUAACAAAGAUCAUUGGAAGAUGCAUCUCGAUGCCGCUAUCACCAUGUUCCAGCAAAUCCUUCCCAAACCCGAGCAUUGGAAAGAGACGUUAGAAGCUCUUUACAGCUACAAAUGGCCACCCCCUGAGAUGGGUGUACGUCGACCUUUCAGCACGAACCAAGCCGCGCUCCGCUUCUUCACAGCCAACGUUCUCUACAUCGACGUCAUGUCCAGCAUCACCCUCGAGCAGGCACCGCGCCUUCAAAAGUACCAGGAAACGGUCAUGCCCAGUUGCAAGGCUCAUGUUGCACCACAAGAAGUCCGCAUCUCGGGAUCUCUAUUCAUGGAAGAAUACGUCGGCCUUCACAAUUGGGUCAUUCAGAUCAUCGGCGACAUUGCUUCCCUCGACGCCUGGAAGAAGGAGCAGAAGAAGGUCAACUCUCUGUCGAUCAACGAACUGGUUCAGCGGGGCAAAGUACUCGAGGGUGCUAUUAGGGGAGGCUUGGCUGUUGUUGAGGCACAAGCUCAGAUGCCCGGCCCCUUAUACGAUCCCCUUAUGAGUGUAGUCGCCAGCCCAAUGCACAACCAUGAUAUCAACACUAAGCAAGCCCCUGCCCUUGCGGCCAACAAUAUGAUCUGGCUCUACGCCGCACUCACAUACCUCCAGGUCGUCAUCUCCGGUUGGCAGCCCUCUUGUCCCGAAAUUGGAUGCUCCGUUAAGCACAUGACGCACCUCUUAACUACCCUCCCAUCCAACACCUGUCUUAGAACCAUGGUCUUCCCAUUUUGUAUCGCAGGAUGCCUCUCGCCUCCAGAGGAUGAGGGGUUGUAUCGCGCUAUGGUCGAUAAUAUGGGACCUGUGAGUGUAUUUGGCACGGCCAGGGAAGCACUACAGAUCAUGGAGAAGGUGUGGUCUAGACGAGAUCAGAUCGAUGAGAGUUGGGAUGUGGCUAAGUGCAUGAAUAUUCUUGGACAUGGAGUUCUGCUGAUUUAA
This is a messenger RNA of Fusarium coffeatum, 1833 nucleotides long. RefSeq lists its product as uncharacterized. The record is from RefSeq and is a predicted model, not a curated record. The transcript has a single exon. Gene Ontology annotation, cellular component: nucleus. Gene Ontology annotation, biological process: positive regulation of transcription by RNA polymerase II. Gene Ontology annotation, molecular function: zinc ion binding; DNA-binding transcription factor activity, RNA polymerase II-specific; transcription cis-regulatory region binding. Lineage: Eukaryota; Fungi; Ascomycota; Sordariomycetes; Hypocreales; Nectriaceae. The coding region runs from base 1 to 1833 and encodes 610 amino acids.